CAACAGACAUUGUAGUCCCGCCUCUCGGUUACAAGGUUGAGUUUUACUUAGUAGUGAGUGAACUCUAGUUGUCGAAGGGAAAUACACACAUUCGCCUCGUCAUUCGUUGUAUUUUAAUUUAAAGGGUGAAUAAGAAGCAUGAAUAGCUUAAUAAGAUAUACUUCUCGGUGUCUGCGGUUCGGAGCGGCGUACUCUCUACCCGGACAAGCCGAAGGACGCCUGUGGACGGCCUCUCCGCGGCUCUUGUGCGUAGCGUCGAACCCCCCGAAAGACCUUGGCGACAUGGUGAAGAAGGACAAGGUGGUGGUUUUUAUGAAGGGGACCCCGGAACAGCCUAUGUGCGGUUUUAGUAACGCCGUGGUCCAGAUUCUGCGGAUGCACGGAGUGGACGACUACGCAGCGUACAAUGUGUUGGCGGACGAGCAGCUUAGAGAAGGAAUCAAAGCGUUCUCCAACUGGCCAACGAUCCCUCAGGUCUACUUCAAUGGAGAGUUUGUGGGAGGCUGUGACAUCCUCCUCCAGAUGCACCAGAAUGGCGAUCUGGUGGAGGAGCUAAAGAAGUUGGGGCUCCAGUCUGCACUACUGGAUGCUGAGAAAGACUCCAAGUAGAGGAGGAAGAUGAACUUAAACGUGCUUAAAAAGAGAGGACACAUUUACUUGGUUGAAUCUUACGUGUUGCACACUAAAGACAAAAUUGACUCUUCUGACUGACAAUAGAUGUGAUUCGAUUACUGUCUGAGCUUCCCUUACGGGACAUGGAAUCUUUUAAAUAAGUUAAGAGUCCACAUGGAAUGUUGAAUGUCUCAUCACAGCAUCCUGAGUAAGACUUUGUCACUGUAGCUUUAAUACCUAAAACCUGUACUUAGGAUGACUUGACAAUAUUGUUCAUGUUGGACCAGACAGACUGCAAUGACAUCACACUAGAAAACAUCCAUAUAGGUUUGUAUAAAGAAGGGGCAAUUCUGUCUUGAAUUGUUACUUAUUGAAUUAAAUGAAUAUUGCCAAAAGGAUUUUACAAUGUACCGCUUGUGACAAUGUCUACGUGGCGCAACAACUGUUUUGUUUCCUCCACGCAAAAUGGACACCCUCUGUUUUUUAAGUAACGACCCGCUGAAACGCAACAAAUAACCCACACCAAUUUUGGGUCUUGCAGAUUAAUCACUUGUGCUAUUUUUGCAGUUGAAGUGUGUAAGCUAAAAGCUUGGAAUAUUGGACAAUCACUCACUAAAGCUUAUCUGCUGCCCAACACUUGAAUUACUACAGCAGUGGUACAUUGUAAUAUAGUGUACAUUUAUAUCAUGAUCAAAUGUAUUUUAGCUGAGUCAUCAUUAAAAUAUCAAGUGACA
This is a messenger RNA of Syngnathus acus (greater pipefish), 1346 nucleotides long. RefSeq names its product glutaredoxin 5 homolog (S. cerevisiae) (gene glrx5). The record is from RefSeq and is a predicted model, not a curated record. The transcript has 2 exons. The coding region runs from base 139 to 609 and encodes 156 amino acids. Lineage: Eukaryota; Metazoa; Chordata; Actinopteri; Syngnathiformes; Syngnathidae.